CACGCAACCAACGGCCAUUUUACAAAGCCAGCAUUUAGAGAGCCUGUUAUCCACUCCUCGUCGGCAUCUAAGCGUUAGUUUUGAAUAUAGUGCGCUAUUUAGCCUAAUCUAUUACUCUCGAAAGGUUUUUUAACGGUUUUUCCUUCCCGCUUGUGAGAAAAUGUCUCGUGACCGCUCCCGUAACCGUGGAGGAUUCCAGCAUCGAGGCCGCGGAGGAAUGGGAAUGGGAAUGCGUGGUGGGAUGGGAAACCCUAACUUUCGAAAUCAAAACCAGCAUCCUUAUCAAAACCGAGGACACCAUAUGGGUGGUGGGUUUAAGCCGAAUCAGGGAAACCAGCCCAACCAGGCCCCUAUAACACCGAAGCCGCAGGAAUCCAAGCCAGUGGUCCAGUCACCUCCAGCACAAGGCCCUGGUCUGGCCCAGCAAAGCAACAACAAAGGCCCUUCGCCUCAACAGACCGCCAUCGCCGCUCCGCCGAAGAUCCAGUCUCCGCCGCAGAUCCAGUCUCCGCCGCAGAUCCAGUCUCCACCGCCACAGAAGAUCCAGUCUUCACCACAAAUCCAGUCUCCACCGCCACAGAAUAACGCGAAAACCCCAGAUCUCGGUUCCCCACAGAACCAGAUCAGAAAGAACCAGCCAAAAGGUGGAGUGGGGAAUGGUCAAAAACAGCCUGUUCCCAUGCAGAAAGAACCGGAAAAGAUGCUACCACCGCAACAACAGAGUAACACGAGCAACGAAGGCUCUCAGCCUCAGGAAUUGAAGGCAACGCUAUCUUUGCUGCGCAAGCCUGGGGAGAAAACCUACACUCAACGCUGCCGUCUGUUUAUUGGGAACCUACCGAACGACAUCACUGAAACCGAAUUCAGGAAAUUGUUUGCAAAGUAUGGGGAACCCAGUGAGAUUUUCAUCAAUCAAAGCAAAGGUUUUGGAUUCAUCAGGCUGGAAUCCCGUGCUUUGGCAGAGGUUGCAAAAGCUGAGCUGGAUGAUAUUCCGAUGAAAGGCAGGCCUCUCAGAGUUCGUUUUGCCACUCAUUCUGCUGCACUUUCUGUGCGCAACUUAUCUCCAUUUGUGUCCAAUGAGCUGCUGGAGGAGGCCUUCUCUCAGUUUGGAGUGGUGGAGAGGGCUGUAGUUAUCGUAGAUGACCGUGGCCGCUCAACGGGGAAGGGCAUUGUUGAGUUUUCUUCCAAACCAGCUGCACGGAAGGCUAUUGAUCGUAUCAGUGAUGGAGUGUUCCUUCUCACAUCGUCACCCCGUCCGAUUGUGGUUGAAUUGUUAGAGCAGUACGAUGAUGAGGAUGGUUUGCCAGAGAAACUUGCACAGAAGAACCCCAGUUAUCAGAAAGAGCGAGAUCAACCUCCUCGGUUUGCCCGUCCUGGCACCUUUGAGUUUGAAUACUCACAGCGAUGGAAGUCCCUUGAUGAGAUGGAGAAACAACAGAGGCAGCAAGUGGAAAAAAACAUACGUGAGGCCCGUGAAAAGCUGGAAGGGGAGAUGGAAGAUGCCUAUCAUGAGCAUCAAGCGAACAUGCUCAGACAGGACCUUCUUAGACGUCAAGAGGAACUUCGUCGGAUGGAAGAAAUGCACAGUCAGGAGAUGCAGAAACGUAAAGAGAUGCAACUCAGGCAGGAAGAGGAACGCCGUAGGAGAGAGGAGGAGAUGAUGCGGCAGAGGGAACUUGAAGAACAGAUGAGGCGUAAACGUGAGGAGUCUUACAGAAUGGGUGGCUUCAUGGAUAAUAGAGAAAGGGAGAUGAGAAUGAAUUCUAGUGGAGGCCUGGGGUUGGCUGAUAUGCCGUUUGGGUCACCUGGCCAGAAGUUCCCAUUGGCAGGAAUGAAUUUUGAAGGACACCAAGGAAUGGGGGGAUCUGCACCAGGGGGCAUGGCGUCCAACGAAAUGCGCAAUGAGCGUUUCCCACAAGGUGGGCCUGGUGGUCCAAGGGGCAUGGGUGCUGGAAACCCAGGAUUUGGCAGGGUCCGUGAGGAAUAUGAUGGAGCUGCCAAGAAGCCUCGCUUCUGAUCUGGCACUUUAAAAGCAAAGUUUGUAUGUGGAAUUCCAGAGGCUCAGUUCUGGAGUCACAAUUGAUGUAUUUAAGUUUAAAGAAUUUUCUUGCAAUUUUAGCCUGAAAACUCAUCCCAUUUGUGGCAAGAUCUUUUCGUCCUAUUUUUAUUUUGUAUUCUUAAUAGGUUAAAUAAAACCAUUGAAGUCAGCGCUGGCUUAGUGCUGCUAACAUGUAAUCCACUUUCUAAUUAGUCUUUAUCUUGUCAUGUUACUUGUGUUAUGCUGGUGAAUAUUGUAAAUUUGUUCUGAUCUUUCAAUGGCUGUGUUCUGUGCCAUUCACAUUUAAAAUACUACAUGUACAUUUUUCAAUAAAGAGUGCAGUUGGUUCUCCCAAACCCCA
Rhinichthys klamathensis goyatoka is the source of this 2399-nucleotide messenger RNA. RefSeq names its product splicing factor proline/glutamine-rich (gene sfpq). Gene Ontology annotation, biological process: regulation of DNA-templated transcription. Lineage: Eukaryota; Metazoa; Chordata; Actinopteri; Cypriniformes; Leuciscidae. The coding region runs from base 161 to 2017 and encodes 618 amino acids. Gene Ontology annotation, molecular function: RNA binding. Gene Ontology annotation, cellular component: nucleus. The record is from RefSeq and is a predicted model, not a curated record. The transcript is spliced from 10 exons.